Caenorhabditis remanei is the source of this 1617-nucleotide messenger RNA. RefSeq lists its product as uncharacterized. The record is from RefSeq and is a predicted model, not a curated record. Gene Ontology annotation, molecular function: kinesin binding. The transcript is spliced from 5 exons. The coding region runs from base 1 to 1617 and encodes 538 amino acids. Gene Ontology annotation, biological process: microtubule-based movement. NCBI's taxonomy places the organism in Eukaryota, Metazoa, Nematoda, Chromadorea, Rhabditida, Rhabditidae. Gene Ontology annotation, cellular component: cytoplasm; membrane-bounded organelle; kinesin complex.
AUGUCGAACAUGUCGCAAGACGACGUGACGACUGGUCUGCGGACAGUUCAGCAAGGACUUGAAGCUCUUCGUGAGGAGCAUUCAGCCAUUUCAAAUACUCUGGAGACCAGUGUCAAAGGCGUCAAAGAAGAUGAAGCUCCACUUCCAAAACAGAAAUUAACCCAAAUUAAUGAUAAUUUGGACAAAUUGAUGUGCGGAGUCGACGAGACUUCUUUGAUGUUGAUGGUGUUCCAACUCACACAAGGAAUGGACGCCCAGCAUCAGAAGUAUCAAGCUCAACGAAGACGUUUGUGUCAGGAGAACGCUUGGCUUCGUGAUGAAUUGAGUUCGACUCAAAUCAAAUUGCAACAAUCGGAACAAAUGGUUGCUCAGUUGGAAGAGGAGAAUAAGCAUCUGAAGUAUAUGGCAUCAAUCAAGCAGUUUGAUGAUGGAACUCAAAACGAUACCAAGACAACCUCUGAUUCUGGACCACAACCAGUCACUAGUGAGACUCUUCAAGAGCUUGGAUUCGGACCAGAAGACGAGGAAGAUCUGAAUACCAGUCAAUUCGCUCAGCCAACUCCAGCUCACUCGAUGGCUGCUUCUGCAAACGUUGGAUACGAAAUUCCAGCUCGUCUCCGCACUCUUCAUAACUUGGUGAUUCAGUACGCAUCACAAGGAAGAUAUGAAGUUGCUGUUCCAUUGUGCAAACAAGCAUUGGAAGAUUUGGAGAAGACGAGUGGACACGAUCAUCCAGAUGUUGCCACGAUGCUCAAUAUUCUUGCACUUGUCUACAGAGACCAGAAUAAGUACAAGGAGGCUGCAAAUCUUCUGAAUGAAGCAUUGAGUAUUCGUGAAAAAUGUCUUGGAGAGAGUCAUCCAGCUGUCGCCGCUACUCUCAACAAUCUCGCAGUUUUGUUCGGAAAACGUGGAAAGUUCAAGGACGCCGAGCCACUUUGCAAGCGUGCUCUUGAAAUUCGUGAGAAAGUUCUUGGAGAUGAUCAUCCAGAUGUGGCGAAACAGCUCAAUAACCUUGCACUUCUUUGUCAAAAUCAAGGAAAAUACGAAGAAGUCGAGAAAUAUUAUAAGAGAGCUCUCGAAAUCUACGAGAGCAAACUUGGACCAGAUGACCCGAAUGUGGCGAAAACAAAGAAUAACUUGUCGUCAGCUUACUUGAAACAAGGAAAAUAUACGGAUGCUGAGGAGUUGUACAAACAGAUUUUGACCCGAGCACAUGAGAAAGAUUACGGACAAGUGUCUGCUGACAAUAAGACAAUCUGGCAGAUUGCAGAGGAACGAGAGGAGAAUAAGCAUAAAUUGGAAGGUGUCGCAGCAAAUGAAUCCGCUGGAUGGGCGAAGGCAGCGAAAGUUGACAGCCCAACUGUGACCACAACCCUCAAAAACCUUGGAGCCCUCUACCGUCGACAAGGAAAAUAUGAAGCCGCCGAGACGUUAGAAGAUGUUGCGAUGAGAGCUAAGAAGCAGCAUGAACCAUUACGAGGUCCAGCACUCGGAGGUGUCGAUGAGAUGACUGCGUCAAUGAUGGGAUCAACGAUCGGAGGAUCCAGAAUGACAGCGAGUACAUCUCAGACCGGACUCAAGAAUAAACUAAUGAAUGCACUUGGAUUCAAUUCAUAA